AAAGGGAUCCCAAUACCGUCGGCACUUUCAAUAGCUCUCGAACAAGCCACGAUGAUCCUCAACCUGAGUGUUGUGCAGCUGCUAUUCUUGCCGCCUGUGCUGCUGCUAUUGUCGGGCCUAGCGCUCUUCAACUUUCAGAACGUCUUCCGCUUCCUCACCAUGAACCUCAAAAGUUACAUGACGAUUCCGGCCGUGCAAUCGCUCAAGCCCUACGCCGACAAGUUGCGCUACGCUCUGGAGCAAGUGCUGGGCAAGGCGUCGUCUUUCAAGUUCAAUGUAUCGCAUGUGCUCAUGAUGGCGGUGGUGAUCAUGUUGAUCGCCAUCUACGACGCCAUCCAGAAGAACAACCAGCUCCAGGAACAGCAACUCAAGCUACGCCAGAAGAGCAAGCGCGCGUAGAUCUAACCAGUUGACCGACACGUUUUCCCCAAAAAUUCAGGGAGAUAAUGCUUACCGUCCAUGUAUCGUAACACCUUGCUAAAGUUUUGAAACUUAUACUCCAUUUUACUUAAUCGUGAGUACAAGCAAGCUACCUAGAAGAAAAAAGAAAUUCACAUGCAGCUACAACGC
Messenger RNA from Phytophthora nicotianae INRA-310, 570 nucleotides. RefSeq lists its product as hypothetical. The transcript is spliced from 4 exons. NCBI's taxonomy places the organism in Eukaryota, Oomycota, Peronosporomycetes, Peronosporales, Peronosporaceae. Bases 52 to 399 code for a protein of 115 amino acids. The record is from RefSeq and is a predicted model, not a curated record.